AUGGAAAUUAAUAAACUAUGGGGUGGACGGUUCUCUGGAAAAACCAGUGACGCUAUGGUAAAGUUUAAUAACUCCAUCACCUACGACAGAAGACUGUGGAAAGAAGACAUAGAGGGUAGCAUGGCGUAUGCCGAAGCGCUGAAGUUGGCCGGCAUCAUAACGCCACAAGAAGCGGACACAAUUCGUCGUGGUCUCGCGGAAGUGGAACACGAAUGGCAGUCUGGAAAGUUCGUGAUCACUCGGCAUGACGAGGACAUUCAUUCUGCGAAUGAACGACGUUUAAAGGAAAUCAUCGGUCAUGAGGUCGGCGGUAAGCUGCACACCGGUCGGAGCCGGAACGAUCAGGUUGCCACGGACCUAAGGUUGUGGAUACGCAAAGCCGCUGCCACCCUGAUUGAUCAUAUAAGGCACUUCGUCGAAAUUGCCUGCACAAGAGCAGAGAGAGAUAUCGACGUUCUCAUGCCCGGAUAUACGCACGUACAAAAAGCUCAGCCCAUUCGCUUCGCCCAUUGGAUGCUGAGCUACGCGUGGUUUCUCCGGCAGGACGCAGAACGGUUCCUCGAUCUCUCGCGCAGAUUGAACACGUGUCCUCUGGGAAGUGGUGCACUUGCUGGUAAUCCUUUCCCGAUCGACAAGGAAAGAAUGGCGUCCGACCUUCUCUUCGAUGGUGUCAUUCAGAAUAGCAUCACCGCAGUCAGUGACAGAGACUUUGUCGCCGAGUUCCUGUUCGCCUGCUCGCUGACCGCGGUUCACCUCAGCAAGUGGGCCGAAGACUUGAUUCUCUACUCUUCAGCCGAGUUUGGAUACGUUACUCUCGACGACGCUUACAGCACGGGAAGCAGCCUGAUGCCACAGAAGAAGAACCCAGAUGGACUUGAGCUCAUACGCGGCAAAACCGGCAGGAUUUCCGGACACCUCGUCGGUUUCCUAAUGGUUCUCAAAGGCCUACCAAGCACCUACAACAAGGACAUUCAGGAGGACAAAGAAGCCGUGUUCGACGCCUAUGAUACCCUGGCCGCAUCAUUGGAAGUGGCCGCCGGUAACAUGGAAACAUUGAAGGUGUGCAAAGCUGCCUGUGAAUCUGCUCUAAGCCCGGAUAUGCUGGCAACAGAUGUCGCUUACUACCUUGUGCGGAAAGGGGGCGCUUUCCAGGGUAUCGGUGACGUUCUCGGUGUCGAGAAAGGGGAGCUCUUUGAAGACGACUUGGCCGAGCUGUGGAACUAUGAACACUCUGUGGAACAAUACAAGGCGACCGGUGGAACCGCAAAGGAGAGCGUCGUGGCACAGAUCGCCUCUCUGCGGCAGUGGCUGACCGAAGCAAACGAGCAGCGCUAGACUAUAAAGCGACGUCAAAACCACGCUAGCUUGGAGUAAUGAAAAGAAAGGCGGUAUGGAUAGUCACGUGAUGACAUCGAAGCCCACUCUCCCCCUUUCACUCUUUUUUUUUCACGCUGUGCAAAAAAUAGAAAAAAGGAACCAAGGCUUAGCAUCUCGAAGGACAGUUGGAAUUCCACCAUGGACACGUCGUGUAAAGAAAGCGACGCGCCGGAUACCCGGGGUAUAGAGCACAUGCUUUUCAUGUGUGCUUAUGCAGCUUCCUCUGCAUUGAGGAAUGAAGUUACGAGAGAGUGUAAGAGUAUUGUGAUUGAAAGGAAAACAUAAAUGAAAAUAAAAGAGUAUCAGCCAAA
Molecule: messenger RNA, 1688 nt
Organism: Rhipicephalus microplus (southern cattle tick)
Lineage: Eukaryota; Metazoa; Arthropoda; Arachnida; Ixodida; Ixodidae
Gene: Argl
Product: Argininosuccinate lyase
Cellular component (GO): cytosol
Molecular function (GO): argininosuccinate lyase activity
Source: RefSeq, a predicted model, not a curated record